Molecule: messenger RNA, 733 nt
Organism: Nannochloropsis gaditana CCMP526
Product: mediator of rna polymerase ii transcription subunit 31
Exons: 1
Biological process (GO): regulation of transcription by RNA polymerase II
Cellular component (GO): mediator complex; core mediator complex
Molecular function (GO): transcription coregulator activity
Source: RefSeq, a predicted model, not a curated record
GGCCUCUGACAGGAAGGAUAGGUGCGAUUUGCACGCAGACUUGGCUGGGAUAGUCCAUUCAUUGGGUUCCUGGCACUCUUUGGUGCUACUCACUGCUUGCUGGUCUCUCGAAGUUUUAAAGCUGCCACAUGCGCCCACCGUACAUCCUUCCUUGUGUGUUGAUACAACUACCUCCUCCUUCGCAAAGUGCAGCAUGCACAAUUCAAGAACUCUACCAUGGCAGAUACAUCACCAUCGAUAUGAGCUUCCUGAUGAUGAAACGCGCUUUACUUUGGAGCUCGAGUUUGUGCAGUGCCUGGCGAACGCAGAUUACUUGCACUGGCUGGCGCUCAACAGGUACCUGGAGGACCCUGCCUUUUUGGCUUUUUUGCGGUAUCUACACUACUGGCGACAGCCAAAAUAUGCGAGAUUUCUAGUCUAUCCCCAAGCAUUAGCCAUGCUGGAAUUAUUGGGUCGAGCAGAGGUGCGGCGCGAGCUGGGUCGUGGGCAGUACAAAGAGUUCUUGCGGGAGCAACAACUGCUACAUUGGCGAUUUUACUUUAAUAAUCGGCAACGACGGCUCGUGGUCAACCCCCCCAACGCAUCGAAAGAAACACUGAAAGCCGGUGGUACAUGGACGACGGUGCUGAAUGAGCGACCAGUCCAGGCUGAGCCUGAAGCAGAGCAGUUAAAAUUAGGGUCUGGGAAUGGGGAAGGAAGAGAUGUAACGGAGGUGAAGUUGGUCGAGGGAGGU